UCUCUAGUUUUGAGGAGGAACUGGAUCCUGCAGCGGAGUGAAAUUACAGCGUUGGACCCAUAUACCUGUCUGUUCCACAAAGGGGUGAAGAAGAGGAGACCAAAACGGGGUAAAUAAUGAGAGUUAUCUGAAAGAAGGGGCUGUGCCACACAUCUGGCAGCAGCUGGAUGUCAUAGUGUGUCCCAGAGAAAAAGUAGGAGUUGGACGUGUGUUGGGGUGUAAAGAGCUCUCCACAAAUAAGGAGUGUUUAAACUCAGGACUGAUCCUGCCCAUAAUUAGAUCACAGCUGCGAGACGAGGGUGGAGAGAGCAGAAGAGAAGAGAAGAGAUAACGAGAAGGGGGAAGAAAUAAGAAGAAAGGACAGAGGCAGUGGCAGAGUGGGGAGGUGAGAGAAGCAUCUGGUUUUCAAGUUAGAUCGGAGGACUUCCUGCUGAAUAUUAAAGCAUCAACAUAAUUUUAAAGUUGGGGAAGUGUUUGUCUGUUCGCAAUGCCCCCUCCUUCUUUGUCGAUGGUGCUGAUGGUGGUUGCCAUGGCAACUGGGGCGCAUUCAGUCAGCGAGGAGAAUGAACUGGAUUAUGGAUACUGGAACUACAGAGAGGGAGCUGAUAGUGUCAAUGUGGCCUCAGUGCGCAGUGUGACCAGAGUUUUAGACGCCUGGGGAAAACGCAUCUUCCGUGAAAUCAAGACUUUGCUGCACUCUCAGCCCAGCACACUGCUGCCUGACUACUCCAGGGUGCGCCCUCUGUCCGAGUCCGUCAACGACCUGUUCAGAGAAGUGUCCCUGCUGCGCAGGCGCAUCACCGAACUCUCUCAUCGCCUAGCAACCCUGGAACCGUUCCUCCGUCACCACGGCUACUGGGAGGUUGGGGAUGGGGAGAAGAAGGGAGGCGCCCUGAGAGGAGAGGUGGGGAGCCUGGCCCGGUACAGCCCGAGGACCCCGGGGGGGGCGGGCCCACCGAGGGGGACCCGGGUGCUGAGGAGGAGACGGGUGAGAGUCCUGAAGAAAGGGGGAGUGAAGCUGCUUCAGAGAGAGGGAUAGAAAGUGACUCACUGAUGGAGAGAGAGGAGAUGUCAAGAGGCAUGUUCAGUGGAUUCCUCCUUAAAGGGGCAUCCCACCUAUUUUUUGUCUAAAGUUCGGGUUACUCGUCAGUAGGAGGACUACCCAUUCGGUAGAAACAGUUAAUCCAAAGUAACUACAAACCUGAAUGACGUCAUCAGGUUAUCGCAAAGCUCUUUCACACUGAGAUUCCUCAACAGACAACUGCCGUAGUUCACACUGAACCAAACAACAGCGGCAUGAUGCCGCCCCGUG
Molecule: messenger RNA, 1312 nt
Organism: Etheostoma cragini (Arkansas darter)
Lineage: Eukaryota; Metazoa; Chordata; Actinopteri; Perciformes; Percidae
Exons: 5
Coding region: 488-1039 (183 amino acids)
Source: RefSeq, a predicted model, not a curated record